AUGCCAAGUAAUGAUCUAGAUCGGCUUUUAGACUUUCUCCAAGAUGAAGUGGAGGGAGAAGAAAGAAUUUUGUUAGCUUCCCAAAGUUUUGAUCAAUCUAAAAAAUCCAGCUUUUCCAACAGCAAUCUAGAGUCUAACGAGAAGUUUCAAACCCGAGUAUCAACAGCAACUGAUCUUUUGGCAUCUAAUCUCAAUAAGAAGAAAUUCUGCAUUUUUUGUACUGAGGAACAUAAUUCAUGGAACUGUAAAAAAGCUUCUAAACUGAGUUUGUUUUUCAUGCAAAGUUCUGUAAAAAAGGCCCGUUGUUGUUUCUUGUGUUUGAGAGAGGGACAUGGAGUGAAGACGUUCCGUUCCAAGUUCAACUGCCAAUUAUGUGGGAAGAAACACCAUUUAUUUUUGUGUAGAACAUUGCCACCAGAACCCAAUUCUUCCUUUGUCCCUACAGAUGUUAAAGUUCAAGAAUCAGUGAUACAACACGACGGAGCCCUGGCCAACUUCUCUAAAUCUUCCAAUGUUUUCCUACAAAUUUUAACCAUUCUUGUGAGAGGAGAAACCACUAAACGUAAAGCUCGAGCCAUCAUUGAUUCUGAAUCUCAGCGGUCGUAUAUUCUGAAAGCAACAGCUAAAGAAAUGAAUUACAAAGACAAAAGGAGAGAGUAUUUACAACAUUCACUGUUCGGUGGUUCCAAUACCUCAACCUGCCAACAUGAUGUGUACAUGAUAUAUUUGUCAAGAGUUUCAGAGGAGUAUAACUGCUAUUUUGAAGUACUUGGACAGGAAGAGGUUUGUGACUCAAUAUUAUCUAGAAAACGAGGGUCACAUUUUAAAGAACUUAGAGAUUACAACAUUCAUUUGGCAGAAGAUUUGGAUGGUCCAAUUCAAAUUCUCAUUGGAGCUGAUGUUGCAGGAAAGCUGAUUACCGGGAAUCAUCUCCAACUGAAAAAUGGAAUCACUGCAAUUGAAACAAAGCUAGAUUGGACGGUUAUUGGACGUGCCAAUAUUGAGAAUACAAGCUUAUUAACCACUUCAAUGCUCACGACAAAUACUUGCAUAAGCGAUUUGUGGACCCUUGACUCUCUUGGUAUCACAGACCCAUCUGAAAAGAAGACGAUGGUUGAAUUACAAGACGCAGCGAGGCAGCAUUUCUUAGACACAGUUAAAAUAGAGAACAAUAGAUCCCAUGCCAUCUGCCAUUUAGAAAAGAUAUGUCGUACAAGGGACCGCUUAGCAUCACAAUAUGGUAGAGAUUGUGUUAGAAAUAGUGUUGCAAAUUUAGCUGCAAAAUCUGCCCUUUCAUUACCUGAAAUACCUGCAUGCCCUGGGAUCCAACAAAAAAGUAUUUUGAAACCCUUGUUUUCUAGGAGUCUUAGUGUGCACAAAAUUUGUAAGGCAACUGGAUGCGUCUGA
This is a messenger RNA of Argiope bruennichi, 1407 nucleotides long. RefSeq lists its product as uncharacterized. The transcript is spliced from 2 exons. Bases 1 to 1407 code for a protein of 468 amino acids. The record is from RefSeq and is a predicted model, not a curated record. Lineage: Eukaryota; Metazoa; Arthropoda; Arachnida; Araneae; Araneidae.